GGGAGGGAUAUGGGAUGAAGGGGGCAAGGACAAGCUGUAACUGGGAGCCCAUUCUGCUUUUGGCAGCGCCUAGGGAUAAACUUGAAUUCCCGAAAAACACAGCUUUCCGUAAGGUGUAUCGUCUCCACCAACUCCCCGGAGCUCUUUCCCACUUCUCCAACCCCACUCAUCCUUCAACUCACCGGCAUCGUCCCCUCCCCGCACCACACAUAUCGUGCCUUCUCAAGUUCCAGUGUUGGCCAACAUCUGUCCACUGACCCCUCCCCGCUGGGUUGGACUGCUACCUUCUCUUGUGGGAAUUGAACAUCAUGGUUUCCUUGGCUCUCAGGCCUCGACAUCAUCCUCGGUCACAUUUAUCUUUAUGACAUCUCGUCUUUAAACGGCCACUGCCGGCUCUCGCUCUUAGUUUCAGAUGCUCGGAGACAGCCGCCCAAUCAUCAUAUGGACAUCGUGUUUUCCUUCAGCAAAAAGGGCCGAGGAUCAAGCUCUAGAUGGGGAGGGUGAAUGUGAGUUAUCCGUUCACUCACUGGCGAUCCAACAAUCCAUCUCAUAGCCACACACCUCCCGUCCUCGGCUCUAAGCCUACCUGCCUAGGUACUUACACUGUAGCCUCCCCUGUCUUCCACCCGGGGGACUCCCCAGAAUCAAACCUUCCAUCCGGGGUAGUCGCCCCAUCAUCCUGUCUGACAAGCCGGCCCCUGACCAAUUACUCGUCCCAUACUUGACCCUCCCUCUCUACCAAACUCCCCGAUCCCCAGUUUAUUGUGCUGUGCUACGCUGUCUGCGGGGGCGGCUCACUUUGAUGCACCCCAGAAAAUCGACUAACUAUCUCGCCAACCACUCCAGCCAUAAGGUGACCACCUACUUGUCAAGCUUCCCUUCUUCGCGUCCUGUCGAACUUCCCAAGACGACGCCCGAGGCUCGCCAUCAACCAGGAAAACUCACUGUGCUAACGACAACCCCCACCUAGCGAAUACUCUCGCCACCACUUACAUGAUAUUUCUUGUCGGCUCACCCCCCAUAUAUACACAUUGGUGAAGGAGAGAACAUGCCGAGAAGGGGCACCUGGAGUCGGCAUAUAGGAAACCAGUCGAUCUCCCGCUCCACAGACUGACAGGAAUGAUGGCACAAGCCUACGACCCGGGGGCGGUUGCUGCGCUGCCCCGAAUGCAUCCCCCAGGAAUGUCACGGCCACAGGUCAGCAUUGAACGACUGCCUACACGACGCAUGAGUAACGAGCCACGAGAGUCUAUGAACUGCAAAUCGUGUCGAAAACGCAAGAUCAAAUGCAACCGUCUACGACCUGCCUGUGAAGCCUGCCAGGUCUUCCAGUGCCCAUGUGUAUACGAUGCUGUUCCAAAGAAAAGGGGGCCCAAAACAGAUGUUUUGGAAGCUUUACUGAAAAGAGUCGACGGGCUAGAGGCUCGACUGAAAGAAAAAAAGACAGACCCCGAGGCUUCCACCUCGGAAAACCCGCCUAUCAAUAUCUCUGAUGAGUCGGUGUCUCCAACAGCAACAACAGGCACAAAAACAGAUGACAAACCAGAGCAACAAGCGGGACCAAGUGAGGCUAGCCACGAAAGUGACGACCUAGCCAUUUUCUCACCAAUAGACUCGAGCCCGCCAUCCCCUGAGGUUCAGCCGGAUGAUCUUCUCGAUACUUACUUCAGUCGCCUCCAUGACAAGCCAUUUCAUAUCUUGGACGAAUCUACGCUGAGGCAACGACGACAACUCAGUCAAGCUCCUGAUUAUCUCAUACAUGCCAUUUUUGCGGUAGCAGCGAGAUAUACCCCUCAUCCCAGUGGCUAUCAGUCAGCUGUAAAGCUCAGUGAAGACUAUGCCACUCGGUCGAGAUUGGAAAUCGACACAGAUGAGCCGUCAGUCGAUGCCCUACAGGCGCUCGUGCUGCUGGUCACCGCAUUCACUGCGGCUGGCAAAGGCAAAAGGGCAUACAUGUUGCUGACAAGUGCGGUUGGGAUGGCCAUGGCACUCGAACUACACAGAGAGAUGGACGUCAACGCACGAGUUACGCCAACCGAGCGAGAGACACGACGAAAAUUGUUUUGGAGCUGCUAUCUGCUCGACCGGUUCAUGGCCUGCGGGUCAAAACGCCCUUCCUUGAUCGCAGAUAGAGCCAUCAUCUUGAGGCUCCCGUCGUGGUUGCCCGUUCCCGGGUCGCUACCGGCCGAUGGGGAUUAUUUUCAGAGCUACACCAAUCUGCAAUAUUUACAGGGCACAGGAAAGAAAGCGCAAGGAAGCAGCGGCAUGCUCAUCGACAUUUGUCGCAUCUUGGGAACAACAAACCAGUACCUGGCAGCUGGGGGCGUCAAAGGAGAUUCGCAUUUUCCAUGGCACUCUCUAUCCAAUCUCUCAAAGAUCCGCCAAGAUCUAGAUGUGUGGGCAUCCGGGACGCAGGAUGUGUUUUCAAGCCUGGAUUCACUUUUUGGCCAGCCUGACUCCACCGUGCUUGUAUUGAGCAAGCUUGUUUACCAUCUUAUUCACUGCCUUAUAUACCGACCAUUUCUACCGAUCGAUCUAUCGGAACUUACUGGGACAGGGCAGCACCAGUCAUGGCAGAUAGAAGCCACCAACAUGUGUUUCCUCCAUGCGAACGCUAUCGCAGAACUUGUGGAGGUCGGAAAGCGGACAGCAUCGAUCGAAUGGCCGGCAUUUGUUGGAUUUUGUAUAUCCACAGCAGGGACAGUCCACAUACACGGCGCUCACUACAGCAGGGUGGGAAAUACAGGCGAGAUGAAUGUGUUUAGUUCCUCGGCGGAGUUUCUCUCGCGAGAGAUGCAGCAGCUAAGUGAACUGCGGUAUGCCUGGGCGAGUGUUCAACAUCAACGGGAGACACUACAAGGCAUGUACAAUGCUCACUCGGGACUUGUCAAGAGCCACAACAGCAACGCCAUGCGCCAGUCCCCGGUAUUCCAUCUGGAAGAUUUUUUUGAUCGUUACUCGGGUACCACCAGCCCGGGAGGCCAAGCAUUUAGUUUUGAUGCCGCCAACUUGAACCUUUCGGAUGUGGUUGUCGACUUUACUGCUGAUGCGUACACUGGUCAAGAUCUCUACGCGCCGCGCCUCACAGCGGGCGAUGCAGGGCCAUCUCGACCGAACCUCAAGAGAAAGAAUACAGCGUCCUCGGGCAGGAAGAGGCCAGACCUACGCAAUCUUUUAUCUUUGAACAGCAGUUUGAAAGUGGCAACAGCACCAGUGUUGUCAACACCAUCCAGUGCCCAUCGCCACUCAUUCUCAGCAGCGUCCAUGUCGUCGCAGCAGUCGCCAAAUAUGCUACACACACCACAUUCAUUGACGAGCGGAUUCCACGGCAUGCAUGAACAAAGCGCACCGCACGCAAUGGGUGGGUUUUCAAUGGGAGGAGGGCAUCCUGGCGAACUCCCGGCUGGGUUAAGCAGCAUGUCGAGCGGCCUAUUCAGUCCGUCAUUCAACUUUUCAGGAUAUCGAAACCCCGCAACACCGGGCACAGGCGGCCCACACCAAGGCUUUGACCCGAUGUUUGGUGAGCUCCCUACCAACACUUUUUCGACACCCACACCGUGGCACCACGGCGAAGAAGCAGGCAACGGAAAAGGGGCGAUGGUGACAAGCCCAACCGGGAUUACGCCAAGCGAAAGUGUAGGAACUGCGGGCACCGCAGGUGAUGAAAAAGACCCUUUUCUCAGCCUUCUCGAACAAUUGGCCGAAAAUGAGUCUGUGAUGGGUACGGGUAAUGAGCUGGACUUUUUCCUAGCUGGGGCGCCGAAUACUGGGUAG
Messenger RNA from Podospora pseudocomata, 3774 nucleotides. RefSeq lists its product as uncharacterized. Gene Ontology annotation, molecular function: DNA-binding transcription factor activity, RNA polymerase II-specific; zinc ion binding; DNA binding. Gene Ontology annotation, cellular component: nucleus. The transcript has 6 exons. The coding region runs from base 1120 to 3774 and encodes 884 amino acids. Gene Ontology annotation, biological process: DNA-templated transcription; regulation of DNA-templated transcription. The record is from RefSeq and is a predicted model, not a curated record. NCBI's taxonomy places the organism in Eukaryota, Fungi, Ascomycota, Sordariomycetes, Sordariales, Podosporaceae.